Messenger RNA from Sciurus carolinensis (gray squirrel), 2115 nucleotides. It is a transcript of the gene Hspb6, whose product is annotated as heat shock protein family B (small) member 6. NCBI's taxonomy places the organism in Eukaryota, Metazoa, Chordata, Mammalia, Rodentia, Sciuridae. Gene Ontology annotation, molecular function: protein folding chaperone; structural constituent of eye lens. The record is from RefSeq and is a predicted model, not a curated record. The transcript has 3 exons. Gene Ontology annotation, biological process: protein refolding; response to heat. Bases 784 to 1272 code for a protein of 162 amino acids.
CGUGUUUUACCCGUUGAAGGAGUAAUCGGGUCUCCUUUUUAACGCUCAUCUCUUCCAUCAGGCCCCCCUGAUGGUCACCUAACAACUUCCCUCUUGCUGCAGGAGCAGCUGGUUGCACCCGUUGCCAGGCCCGGGCUCCUGGCCCAGGUAGCGGGAUCAAAAUGAGCUAUUUCGGGCCCCACCGCGGGGCCCCUGGGGGGCCAGCCUGGAGUGUUAGUGCUCACGCCCCUGGCCUCUGUGUACCCGAAGCUGAGUCAGAGGCACAGAAUUAGGCCCGGCCUGCUGGGGGGCUGGGCCCAUGGCCGUGCUGAAGAUGGGGGUAGGGUCUGUUUUGUGUCCUUCUGACAGCCUGGUCCUGCUAUUGCAUUCUCCUGGAAUCUGUUCCUAAGACCUCCAUCUGCGUCAUCCUCAGAGCUGCCAACGGAGUGGUGGUGGCUUAGGAGAACUGAGAACUCUUUGGUGGACUUCUCCGCUCUGGGUCCCAACUGCUACAUUGUGUUCUCCAUACCCUCAAGACUCUGCCUUCUUAGCCUUAGUUUCCCCUUCAGGAUAUUGAGGAAUUUAAUGACGUUUUCCUGGCGUCCUUUUCCAAGCAUCCAGCAGGCGAUUAAUAAAUGGCCAAGUCAUUAUUGGGGUUUCUAAAUAAGGAUCUUAAUGGCCGAAUCUGGCCACGGUCCCAGUGUCCCCGAGAGGCCCGCGGAGGGGCCGGCACAGGACGCACUAUAAAUCAGUGGCCGUGUAUGCAGGGGCACUGCGGACUCAGGGCGGCGGUGGAGGAGCAGGAUGGAGAUUCCGGUGCCUGUGCAGCCGACUUGGCUGCGUCGCGCUUCGGCUCCUUUGCCGGGCAUUUCCACUCCGGGACGCCUCUUUGACCAGCGCUUCGGCGAGGGGCUGCUGGAGGCGGAGCUGGCUGCGCUCUGUCCUGCCGCACUCGCCCCCUACUACCUGCGAGCCCCAAGCGUGGCGCUGCCCACCGCCCAGGCGCCAACAGAACCCGGUCAUUUCUCGGUGCUGCUGGACGUGAAGCACUUCUCCCCUGAGGAAAUUGCUGUCAAGGUGGUGGGAGAACACGUGGAGGUGCACGCACGCCACGAAGAGCGCCCGGACGAGCACGGAUUCAUCGCGCGCGAGUUCCACCGCCGCUACCGCUUGCCGCCGGGCGUAGAUCCUGCUGCCGUGACCUCGGCUCUGUCCCCCGAGGGCGUCCUGUCCAUCCAAGCUGCACCUGCGUCAUCCCAGGCCCCGCUGCAGCCUCCGCCUGCCACCAAAUAAGAGGUCCAGGCACGCCUGAACCCCGUGGUUGGGGAGGGCCGCUUAAGGCUCCUUUUCUUAAAGCCGAUCUGACUCCGCCCAACCAGAUGUCCGAGCGCCAAGACAGUCCCUCCUUCCAAUCAGGAUUCUGUCCUGAUCCCUCCACCCUAGACGCAAUCUUUAUAGCCUCGACCCUUCCAAUGACACCCCGUUCCAACUUUCAGAUCCUAGCCUAGACUCCAUCAGCAAUGGCUCCACUUUCUUGUCUCACAUCCCCUCAAGAUUCCCUCUUGCAGUUCGCUGACUCCUGAGAUAACUUGAUCCACAGGCUCUACAUCCAUCCCUUCCUGGCUGAGACCAGAUUAUGAUGUAGGCAACCCUGCUUGGUCAGGCAUAACCCCAUCCCCAACACCCCAGACUGCAAACCUCCCACUCCAGACAGUCCAGGCCCCCAAUACUCUGGAACCCUUUCCUACAACCAGACACUCCACUGUCCCCACCCCAUUUGCUGACUUGAAACCUCGGCCAGGCACCUAGACUCUUGAAGUCUUUUCUGAUUCCCAACCUUUGGGACACCUAUCCCAGGCCAACUAGGACCCCCAAUCUCAAAACUGUGUAGAUUUCCCCCCACAACCUCCCUAGACAAAGGUGUGCCAGACGCACUCCUCAGUUAACUAGAACUCCCCAGUCCCUUUGUCCUAAUCCCCAGGUUUCCAAUCCACCUUCCCCACUUCUCAUCCUCCAAGACCCAACCAAAUAGCCUCUCUUUAAUUCCCUACAACCUUACUCCCUCACUGAAUGCCCUGUAACCCCAUGCUCCAUUCUUUCCCAGGCUUACUCCCCAAUAAAUGCACUACAGCAGUG